This is a messenger RNA of Mangifera indica (mango), 2558 nucleotides long. RefSeq names its product general transcription and DNA repair factor IIH subunit TFB1-1-like. NCBI's taxonomy places the organism in Eukaryota, Viridiplantae, Streptophyta, Magnoliopsida, Sapindales, Anacardiaceae. Gene Ontology annotation, biological process: nucleotide-excision repair; transcription by RNA polymerase I; transcription by RNA polymerase II. The record is from RefSeq and is a predicted model, not a curated record. Gene Ontology annotation, cellular component: transcription factor TFIIH holo complex; transcription factor TFIIH core complex. Bases 342 to 2174 code for a protein of 610 amino acids. The transcript is spliced from 21 exons.
UAUACUGUCGACCUUGUAUUGACAACCUUGACUUCGAUUAGAUUUCGACAUCGCUCUUGUUCCAGCCCUACAUUUACAUGAACUCCCGAGAAAAGCACACAGAGAGCAGCCCCAAUAAAUUUCUCCCGUCUUUUAUUCUCUUUGCGUGUUCUCUUCAAAGACGCCAAUUACUCAGCAACCAAUCUGCUCAAUGCAAACCCACUUGAGAAUUUUCAGUGCAGAUCACUCCCUCAACUAAAGAUUGAAACUUGAGCCAGUUGAUUCAAAGAACAUUAACAAAAUCGCUACUUUUAUAUUUCUCAAUUGCACCCCCCACUGAAUUCAUUGAUCGAUUCUUAAAGAUGUCAAGCUCGCAGGUCACCAAGCGAACCAAGUACAAGACCUCCGUCAAAGACCCCGGCUCCCCCGGUGUUCUUAGAAUGAAUGAGCAGAAAUUAAUGUUCAUGCCUGAUAAUCGUAACACUGGUACUAAGUUGGUUGUUGAGUUCAAGUCGAUUCAAGGUCAUAAAUAUACUAAGGAAGGAUCAAACAAGCCGCCAUUGAUUAAUUUAUCCAAUGUUCAGGGGGGAAGCUACAUUUUUGAGUUUGAUAGUUAUGCUGAUCUCCAUGUUUGCCGAGAUUUUGUGGGCAAAGUCCUUGAGAAGUCCAGAGAGACUUCAAGCACUGCUACUGAAAAAGCUCCUGUUACAUUAGCUGAUGAACAACUUAGCACAGCAGAAAUGCAGCUUCGAAUUAAGCUCUUGCAAGAGGAUAAUGAGUUGCAGAAACUUCAUCAGCAAUUUGUUGGUGGUAAUAUCUUCACAGAAGCUGAAUUUUGGGCAACAAGGAAGAAGUUGCUGAAUAGAGACUCCAGCGAGAAGUCAAAACAACGGGUUGGUUUUAAAAGUGUCAUGAUUUCAGACAUAAGACCAUUGACUGAUGGGCGGACAAACAAAGUUACAUUUAGUUUGACGCCGGAGAUCAUUUUACAGAUUUUUUCGGAGAAACCAGCUGUUCAUCGGGCGUAUUUAAAUUUUGUUCCCAAAAAGAUGACAGAAGUGGAAUUCUGGACUAAGUACUGUAGAGCAGAAUACCUCAACCGUACGAAAAAUGUUCAUGCUGUUGCAGCAGAAGCUGCUGAAGAUGAGGAGCUUGCUGUAUUUCUUAAGGAAGAUGAUAUAUUGGCAAGGGAAGUUCGUAAGAAGAUUAGACUGGUUGAUCCAACCUUAGACAUGGAAGCUGAUGAAGGGGAUGAUUACACCCAUCUGCCUGAUCAUGGGCUUUUACGUGAUGGUAGCAAGGAAUUAAAUGAAUCUCAAAAUGAAUUUUAUAGAAGGACUCUACUGCAAGACCUUAAUCGGCAUGCUGCCGUUGUUCUUGAAGGAAGAACUGUGGAUGUUGAAAGGGAAGACAACACAAAGGCUGUAGCAGAGGCACUUGCACGAUUAAAGCAGGGCAAGGAAGGAGCUGUUGGAAACGAGAAUGAGGAUAGAGUAGAUAGAAUCUCUCGGGUGACACCAAUUGAGGAUCUCCAACCACCAGAUAAUCUUCCUGUAGCCCCACUUAGCAUUAAGGAUGCUUGGGAGUACUUUGAUUCUCAACAAGUUAAUGCACUAAAAGCCUCCAGAGAUGCAUCAGCAAGGAUGGAAUCACAAAGCUGCAACACCCGGGAAGCAUAUGCUUCUAUGAGAAAUGCUAUUUCUGAGAUUAAAGAAAAUGGACUAACUGAUCCAAUAGUUACUUCUGAUGUUGCUGUUAAGGUUUUUAAUGGGUUGACUCACAAUAUCUCUAGCAUCAAAUAUCAUCUUGGGAAGAAUCCUCGGGAGAGUGUUCUAGAUAGAUUGCCAGAUAUAACUAGAGAGAAACUUCUAUUUCAUUGGACAACUAUUCAAGAAUUACUGAGGCAUUUUUGGUCUUCAUAUCCAAUCACCACUCCUUAUCUUUAUACUAAGGUAACCAGAUUGAAGGAUGCCAUGUCAAAUAUCUAUCCACAGCUAGAGGAUUUAUGGAUUUAUGAAGGACCUCAAUAUUUCUCACAUAAUCAAAUUCCAGGAAUUGAAGGAAUCUUUGCAGUCAGAUCUGCGCCACCAGGUUUCCCUCCUUGUUCGUCCGAUGCAACAGGCUUUAGAUGCUGCAAUUCAACAUCACGAUGCAGACAUGCAGAAGAGAUCAGCAAAGAGUGGAGAGAAACCUAAUGGAUAUACCUAGAGGAGGAAUUUAGUAUCACUACUCUGCAAGCACAAUUCUGUGAAAUUUUUAGCUGCUUCCACCUGAUAUCAUCUAUCUAUGUACAAAUGUGCAUUGAAUCAAUUUUGUUGUGAGCUUACGCAAGAUUAUCGGCAAUGUUUCAAUCCUUUGUAGAAAUGCACUCACAAAUUCAUCAGGUGGUAGCCAUGCUUAUGCUAUUCAUGUCCACGGCCUGAGAGAGCAUCAGCAGGCUGCAGAAUCAAAAUUUUAAUGUUAAAAAGUACCCAUUUAACUGAGCAUGUUAUGUUGUGGACAUUCGGAAGUCCUGAAGUUUUGACUCAAGAACAAUUUAUAAUGUUUAUGAGUCAUAAAAUCUUGUCUGUUCUCAUAAA